Messenger RNA from Diachasma alloeum, 4535 nucleotides. RefSeq names its product UNC93-like protein. The transcript has 6 exons. NCBI's taxonomy places the organism in Eukaryota, Metazoa, Arthropoda, Insecta, Hymenoptera, Braconidae. Gene Ontology annotation, biological process: regulation of muscle contraction; regulation of potassium ion transport. The record is from RefSeq and is a predicted model, not a curated record. Gene Ontology annotation, molecular function: potassium channel regulator activity. Gene Ontology annotation, cellular component: striated muscle dense body; plasma membrane. The coding region runs from base 282 to 1964 and encodes 560 amino acids.
CUUACGGGCAAACAGUACCGAUCCAAAGACGGUUGGACUGUUCAGUUGUCUCCGAACCCCCGAAGUGUUCGGACGUUAUUUGUACCGUGAUUCGUCGUGACAAACCGAGACAAAUUAAUUAUUCCCACUGCGUUUGAAUAACAGCCGUUGAUCCUUUAAUUGUGAAACGAAAGGUGAUUUUUUUAUUGUUUACGAGGACGACCGUAACCCGAGGGGUGGAAAUAUAUUUUAUUCAUUGAUUCGGACGUUUCACAUCCGCAAAAACGUAGCCAAAAGGUAGAAUGGUGGCAUCGCAGAACGAUGGUGGAAGAAGUGGCGGUGGUGACACGAACCCCGCCACUGACGAGCACGAGACAGCGGUUUACACAGUAUCAGUGAGUGGUGGAUACAGAAAUGAGGGAUACAAAGAGGACAGUGGUGAUGGCAUACCCCCAGAGCCGACGAAGCCCCCGGCACUACCAGCCCCCGAGGAUGACACCCAAUCCCGCAAACUCAAAAUGUCACGCAGUGAAAAAUGGAGAAUACUGAAGAACAUUGGGACAGUGUCAGUGGCAUUCAUGGUGCAAUUCACAGCCUUCCAGGGCACAGCCAAUCUACAAUCGUCGAUAAACGCCAAAGAUGGACUUGGCACUGUAUCGUUGUCAGCUAUUUAUGCUGCCCUGGUGCUGUCGUGCAUCUUUGUUCCGACAUUUAUGAUCAAGAGAUUCACUGUCAAGUGGACGCUCUGUCUGUCGAUGCUGUGCUAUGCACCGUACAUUGGCUCGCAGUUUUAUCCGAGGUUUUAUACACUUGUACCGGCUGGUGUGCUACUGGGUCUUGGGGCUGCACCCAUGUGGGCCGCCAAAGCCACUUAUUUAACGCAAGUCGGGGGUGUUUAUGCCAAAUUGACUGAUCAGCCUGCUGAUGCUAUUGUCGUCAGAUUCUUUGGAUUCUUCUUUCUUGCUUGGCAAACCGCUGAACUGUGGGGCAAUCUCAUUUCAUCUCUCGUGUUAAGUGAAGGAGAAUUCGGUGGUGGUGGCGAUGAGAAUUCCACAAACUUCAAUCUAGAGAAACUGAGCACCUGUGGUGCAGCAUUCUGCACAAUGGGUGGUCAUCACGAAGUGGAACGUCCCCCCGAGUCCGAGAUCUUCGAGAUUUCCUCCAUCUACCUGACGUGUGUCAUUGUUGCUGUGAUAAUCGUUGCCCUCUUCGUGGAUCCUCUGUCAAGGUACGGUGAGAAGCAGCGUCGUGCCGAUAGUGUGGAGCUCAGUGGGAUACAGUUGCUAUCUGCAACUGCCUAUCAACUCAAGAAACCGUACCAACAGCUCCUGAUUCCCAUCACGGUAUGGAUCGGAAUGGAGCAGGCGUUCAUUGGUGCAGAUUUCACUCAGGCCUACAUAUCGUGUGCCCUAGGUGUUCAAAAAGUCGGCUACGUCAUGAUCUGCUUCGGAGUUGUGAAUGCGGGCUGUUCACUUCUCUUCGGAUCAGUCAUGAAGUUCGUGGGAAGACAGCCACUGAUGGCCCUCGGGGCAGUGGUACACGCAGCCCUCAUCGGUGUUCUCCUAGUCUGGAGGCCUCAUCCUGAGAACUCCUACGUCUUCUACACUGUGUCAGGCCUCUGGGGCGUGGGUGACGCCGUGUGGCAGACUCAAGUCAACGGUCUCUACGGUACGCUCUUCAGACGCAACAAGGAGGCUGCCUUCUCCAACUAUCGUCUCUGGGAAAGCGCUGGUUUCGUUAUAGCAUAUGCCUACAGCACACACUUAUGCGCAAGAAUGAAGCUUUACGUCAUGUUAACAGUAUUAAUAGUUGGUACAAUGGGUUACAUAAUCGUGGAGAUACUCCACAGGCGAAAGCAGAAGAGAUUGAAGGCACUUGCUGAGGAUCCAAAGGCAGCAGCAGCCGCUGCUGAGGCAAAUAUGCCCGAGGAAACUGACGAUGAGAAAGACGACAUAGACGACGACAUUAUCAUAACACAUCUCUGAAUUAUUCAAUCGAGUGGAUUUAAUGAAAAAAAAACGCUAUUAUCACAGUCUAACGAGGUUUGUCCUCAAUUUUAUUUAUCAACGGCCUCUAGGUUUACCUCACUACGACGUCUCUCAAGCCAACGCUCGUCGGCCCGCACACAAAAUAAUAAAUACAAUAAAACAUUAACGAUCAUGCGUUGCCACGUGCUGGACGACGAUCGAUUAUUUAUGAGGACGAGAGAAUUAUGCUUGAGAGCCGUUUGUGUUUCAUCGUAGACACGAUGACAGGAGAGAUUGAGGGGUGAACGAGGCAGAAAUAAAAAUGUUUUGUACAUUAUUAAAAAAAAAAAAGAACUAAUGAAAUUUCCGGAUUGAAAAGGGAAAUUUGAAUCUGAAUAAUCAGGGGAUAUUGAUGGAUUUGAUCGUGAAAUAUCGUCAACUAUAUUUUUAACUAAUGAAAUUCAACAACGGAAACAACAAAGCAGUAUUUUAUAACGAAACAAUUGUUCUAUUUUAUUUUGAACGAUUGAUGCGAUACAGUUGCCUGAGGGAAUUCAGUUUCCGUCCCACGUGGUGCAUUAGCUCAAAACGAGUAUCCUCCAAUGUAGGAUUAGUUGUAGAUAAAGUGGUAGGUGUUGUUAAACUGGAGAUUUAUGAGUUUGAAUUUCGCAUUGAUAUUUUUUAUUGAAAUCAAUCUGUCUUUUUUUUCUCCUCGGCUCAGGUACUACAUAUUCUUCUGCAAUGUACCUCGCAUGUGUGAUUGACACAUGAACGCGGUUUCUUAUUUUGUGUUGAUCAAUCAAUCAGAUUUCUUCUGAUUGAAUUGAACAAUCUAUUCGAAGAAUAUGAACGCUAAUGCGGAAGAGUAUUUAAGAUACAUUUCAGUGUAUAAUGAACCGGUGACCUUGGCAGGACCGGUAUGUCGAUAGAAAAUUCAUUGGCCUCGUGGAUAAUACCACGUGUCCUCGAUCAUCAGUGGUUGAGAUUAUUUUUUCUUCGUGAAGAAUUAAUAAUCGUGGUGAAUUCCUUGCGCUUCAUCGAAGUGUCGCAAUUAUUUUGUGAAUGGUGAUUCAAAGCACGUGAAUCUCAAACGUUUCGAUUCGAGCCGAGGAAAAAGACGGAAUAAGCGUACUUAUUAAUUCUAGGAGUAAGGGGAGACCGCACUGAAAUUUCAAAAUCGCGGGGGCCUUGGAAAAUGAGAAACAACUGGGUUUUCAUUAUUUUUCCUUGAUGGAAUUUUCGAAUUUACUCGUGACGCAAUUCUCAAUCGAUUGACGUUAAUCUAGAUUUACAUGCAUGCAUAAAUAUAACUAAAUGAGGCUUUUCGAAAAUAUUUUUUUGGGGGUUUGGAGUUGUUUUUCGAAAUUACUAGAAGUGAAAAAUUUGAAAAAUUGUUCGUAUUGAAGAACUUAUUAUUUUUUUCAUCGUAUUCUGAAUAAAUGACUCGCAAAAUCUAAAAAAUUUCUGCUUUGAAGAUUUAUUGUGUAGUUGAAUACCACUAAUUGUCAAAUUUUCUCACCUCAGCCAAUUUAGAAAAAAAAUUCCAAAAGCUAAAAAAUUAUAAAUUUUCAAAAAAUCUCAUUCAGCUCAUUAAUAUUAUUAUAUAUUAUUAUUAUGCAUGGAUAAUCCAAAAUUUAUCAAAUGGGUUGAGAAUAGCGUGAUGAGGACACUUGAAAAUUUUACUCCUCUAGAGCCACUUUCUGAUCAAUAAAUAAAGCAAAACGCAAUGUUUUAUGAUUUUUUCCAUGAAAACCACUAGCAAACUCAUCAGUACGAUAGAUGAGGCACCGAUUUCGGAAUUUCCGUGCGGUCUCCCCUUAAAAAAAUUACUAUAAGCGUGAUUGAAACAUAAAACGGCCGUGGAACAACUAUCAAACACAAUUAGCAAUUAGUACGGAGUGAAAUCCUAUAACUCGGAGGAAGUAGACAAGUAGUUGAAUGAUUGUAAUAAGUCCAUACAUUAAUGAAAUAAAAUACAUUUACAUAUCUCGAAUGGAUAUCAUCCAAUAAUAUUAAGGAUUUUAUUCACACGAUUCUCGGGACCAUUACGUCUGUUGUUAAUUGAUUAAGAAUUAUAUAUUCCUCGCAAUAAUGAUUGUUAGCUACUAGACCUAGGGUUGUUUAAAUUUGUUUACAAUGAAAAUGAGAAUUAGGGUGAAAUGAAUCGAUUGAAUUUACGUGUAUUGUUGAAGUCGUACGAGUGUCGAUGAAAGAUACUCACACGAUUGAAUGAUGAAAAAAGGUAUCAGUGUUAUUCCUCAUUGUUUAGAUUGUCCUUGGGGCUUACUACCGAGGGCUGAGAUUGUUGGCGUGUGUUAAUAAUUAUCAUUCGAACACUAUAAAUAUAUUUUCAUCCGGUUGACGCUCGACAUUUAUCGAGCUCUUGGAUUUUAUUGUACAGUAUCAUUGUAGUUUGUAAGCGUAAAUAAUUAACAAUACUAUUUUUCUCGCUCCUCUUUCGAUUACUUUAAUUAAUACAGUGUAAAAUUUAAUGCCAUUAUGUUAUAUAGUGAUUGUAAUUGUUUAAGGAUAUUUUAAAUUAGUUUUUAGACGAUUAUCAUUUUAUUAAAUGAAAAACAAUUGAGAUAA